CCGCUCCGGUCAGUUCGCGGUUAAACCCCAGUGCGGUCAGUCGAAACGGGCUUCGCUCCAGAUCCCUAAGUCCAAGUAUCUCGCACCCAAGCGGUUCUAACUUGGGAUUGAUCUAAAGUUGAAAUCAAACAUCAAAAUGCGUUCUUGCGGUCCGAGUUUAAUUAAAUAUGUCUUGUUCGCCUUUAAUGUGCUCUUUGCGAUCUCCGGCUUGGGAAUUCUCAUAGCUGGUGCCGUUGUCCUGGCCGAUGUGAGUGAGUUCAAUCACUUUGUCGAGGGCCGAGUCCUUGCACCGCCCAUUGUCCUUAUAGUCACGGGCCUGAUCAUAUUCCUGAUAGCUUCGCUUGGCUGUUUCGGAGCGAUCAAGGAGUCUCCUACGCUUCUAAUUACGUUCGCUGUCCUUCUGGCCGUCAUCUUCAUUGUGGAGCUGGCCGUCGGGAUUGCGGCCAGCGUUUUCAAGAAGGACCUGGAGGGAAUGGUGAAGAACUCGCUGCAGGAGUCCAUCAAGCGCUCGAACAGCGAGGACACCAUGGCCUGGGACAACAUCCAGCAGAAGCUGAUGUGCUGCGGAGUGGACUCCCCGGCGGACUGGAGGACACUCAGUGCGAACAAAACGCUGCCGGGCAGCUGUUGUCAGCCGCAGUUCAUCGACACCACGGUGGGUCACUGCCUGGACUCACCGGCUCUGGGCAAGGAUAAGUACUUCCAGGACGGCUGUGUCGGCAAGCUGAGGGAUCGCAUCGAGAAGAACGCCAUAAUCCUGAUCGGUGUGGGCAUCGGCAUUGCUUUUAUCCAGAUUCUGGGCAUCGUUCUGGCCUGCUAUCUGGCCAACUCCAUUCGCCAGGAGCGGGCCAAGUAAUACCCAUCAAAGCAAUUGCACCAAGUGUAAUCGUAAUCCAUUCAUAAAUAUAAUUAAUAACUGUUUAAUUUUAUAUAGUUGAAAUUCCUGUACCGUUGAAUUCUGCUCAAUUUACAUUACCUUUACGAUCGUUAAACUUACCCUCAAAAUCGAAAGACAACACACAUAUAUGAAAAACGCAACAAUUCAUAUCAGAUCAAAGCAUUUUCAAUGCCAGACUCACUGUUUUAUGCCAUCUCAGUUUUCAAAUCCGGUCUAUCUUAUUGUGUUCUUGAAAUAUAUCCCCUACUCAAUGUAUGUUUAUAGUGCAUUUUUGUAAAAACAGCCAUGUUUCAAUUAAAUGUGUAUACCUUUCCAUCAUCUACGACCGAAUACAUGGAAAAUUGUUGCUUUGUAAUAUCGAAUAAAAAUUAGCCAUAUUUAUCAAUAAA
Molecule: messenger RNA, 1287 nt
Organism: Drosophila yakuba
Lineage: Eukaryota; Metazoa; Arthropoda; Insecta; Diptera; Drosophilidae
Product: CD63 antigen
Exons: 3
Coding region: 137-856 (239 amino acids)
Cellular component (GO): membrane
Source: RefSeq, a predicted model, not a curated record